ACUCUUUUACAGAUCCUCGAGAUUCCCAUCGAUCCAAGAUGGCUCCUCCGAUCACCGCCAAGUACGAUUGGAUUCUCGCCCUCACAACCAUCGCCUUCGUUUUCAGCUCUUUCGGUAACGGUGCCAACGAUGUCGCCAACUCAUACGCCACCUCGGUGGCGGCCAAGACCCUGACCAUGGUGCAAGUCGGGUUCCUUUCGAUUAUCACCGAAUUUGUCGGAGCCGUUGCUCUCGGAGCCCGUGUCACUUCCACUAUCAAGAACGGCAUCAUUUCGAUUAAUCGCUUCCAAGAGGAUGGGGUUCAUCCAGGCACGCUCAUGCUCGCCAUGGGAUGUGCCGAAGUUGGCAGUGCCACCUGGCUAAUGGUUGCUACACGAAUGGGUUUCCCAGUGUCUACCACUCAGACUGUUGUUGGCGCUUUGAUCGGCGUAGGCUUUGCAAGCGGUGCUCCUAUCAAGUGGGCGUGGGACAAGGGUUCCGUCUCGCAAGUCGCAGCGUCCUGGGCUAUUGCUCCUCUCCUGGCAGCCGCUUUCUCAGCAGUGCUCUUCGGCACUCUAAAGUACGGUGUGCUGGAACGCAAGGAUUCGUUCAAAAUGGCGAUGCGAGUGAUCCCAUUCUAUUUCGCCUUCACGGCGUCGAUCCUCGCUCUCUUCAUCGUCGUCGAGGCACCAACUGCGCCUUCUCUUGAGGAAUUUGGAGCUGGAAAAGCCGCGGGAAUUAUCCUCGGCGUCUUUUUUGGGGUCCUUGCCAUUGUCUACGUUUUCUUCAUGCCUUUCUUCGAGCGCAAGCUCAUUAGGAAGGAUCCGCGGCUCAGGAUCUGGCACGUCCCUCUCGGUCCUCUUCUGCGGAAGGAGAACGUCUCGCUCUACUUCCCUGGUAAGGGCGAAGAGUACGUCGUCAAUUACUACGAGGACGCAUAUGGCGAGGUCCGCGCCGGACGCCAUGACGAGGAGAAGGUGCGUCGACGAAGUGCCGAAGGGGCCCAUGCAGCCAGUGAGGACGGUAUCCAAAAGCCGGAUAACAACAAUGGCCACGCCCCAGCGAAGCUUCCUGAAGAUCACGAGAAGGCCCUGUCCUUGGAAGAGCGGUCGAAAGAAGAUGCCGCUGCGGCUGCGCCUCUGACACGGAGGCGCAGGAACGAGCCAUACGAGCGCUGGAUCACUCCGGUCAAGGGGCUCUCCUGGGCCAACCCUCAACGCUGGUGGGGAUAUUUCAAGUUCGGUCUCCUGCAUGGUGUUACUGUGGACGUUAUCACGCACGACAGUGAGUUGCUUCAAGCAAUCCAUGCGCGAGCGCACCGCUACGAUGUUCGCGUUGAGCAUCUGUGGACCUACUGCCAAGUCAUCUCGGCCAUGAUGAUGUCCAUUGCGCACGGUUCAAACGAUGUGGCCAACGCUGUUGGUCCCUGGGCAGCCGUGUACGAGACGUAUCAGAAGGGCGCGGUGGAAACCAAGGCGCCGACUCCUGUUUGGUUCCUCGUCGUAGCAGGUCUCUUGCUGGGUCUCGGAUUUUGGUUUUAUGGCUAUCACAUCAUGCGUGCGCUGGGCAACAAGAUCACGCAGAUGUCGCCGACUCGAGGCUUCUCUGUCGAGCUGGGCGCGGCCAUCACGGUCCUGCUCGCAUCGCGUCUCUCUCUUCCGGUCUCAACCACGCAGUGCUUGACGGGCGGAGUCAUGGGAGUCGCCCUGAUGAAUUACGACUUCGGAGCCGUCAACUGGAGGCAGCUCGGGUGGAUCUUCAGCGGCUGGGUUCUGACGCUGCCGAGCGCGGGAUUGAUUUCUGGGCUACUGUGCGUCAUGGCGCUCAACACUCCUCAUUUCUGAGGCACGACAGAGCAGGGGGUGGGUGUCGGGAUGCGGUCGGCCUCUUCCGCGGCGGCGCAUUGCACUGGUGGGUUAAUGGACGGUAGCAUGUUCGGGAUAGAGGUUCUGCUCGGAGGGUAUACCAUUUCAGCCGAGGUCCUUCAUUAGCUAGGCGAAUUCAUCGUAUUAUCUUGC
Messenger RNA from Trematosphaeria pertusa, 1997 nucleotides. Its product is annotated as phosphate-repressible phosphate permease. The transcript is spliced from 4 exons. Gene Ontology annotation, cellular component: membrane. The record is from RefSeq and is a predicted model, not a curated record. Gene Ontology annotation, biological process: phosphate ion transmembrane transport. Bases 39 to 1823 code for a protein of 594 amino acids. NCBI's taxonomy places the organism in Eukaryota, Fungi, Ascomycota, Dothideomycetes, Pleosporales, Trematosphaeriaceae.